This is a messenger RNA of Cataglyphis hispanica, 2993 nucleotides long. RefSeq names its product dynein axonemal assembly factor 5 (gene Dnaaf5). NCBI's taxonomy places the organism in Eukaryota, Metazoa, Arthropoda, Insecta, Hymenoptera, Formicidae. Gene Ontology annotation, molecular function: dynein intermediate chain binding. Bases 110 to 2650 code for a protein of 846 amino acids. Gene Ontology annotation, biological process: inner dynein arm assembly; cilium movement; outer dynein arm assembly. The record is from RefSeq and is a predicted model, not a curated record. The transcript is spliced from 7 exons. Gene Ontology annotation, cellular component: cytoplasm.
AAAGGAUUAUAUAUCAUCAGUCCGGACAGGAGUGUUGUCAUGGAAACACAGUAUUUAGAUCUGAUAUAAAUCAUUUUCUGUACUUGAAAAGAUCCAUUCCGAAUAAAACAUGGAACUUGAAUUAAGCAAGAUUACUGUUUCGUUACAAGCCGACGAAAAAAAUCGUCGCAGACAAGCAUUAGAAGAAAUAAUGAAAAAUAUAUCUCGGGAGGAGAUGUCGAGCAGACUCGACGAUCUGAUCAAAAUGUGGGAAAGUGUGAAUAGAUUUCUAGUCAGAAUCUUGAAUGACAAUACUGAGACAUGUCGGGAUCUGACUGUAGGAAUACUGAAAAUUUUUCUCGAAGCUCUGCCGCCUAAUGACAAGCACAUAAUCUACGUUAUACCAAUAAUGUCUAGACGAUUAGGGGCACAGGAACAGAUUGAGCCAUCGGAGGAAGUACGCUUGAAAUGCGUGUCUCUUUUGCGUAUAAUAAUCACGAAAUAUAAGGAUUUGCUAGUGCCAUAUAUUCAGGAUGUGACAGGAAUAUUGGCGCGCACCGUUAUGGAUAAUUAUCCGAAUGUAAAGAAGGAAAGCUGCAAGUGCAUAUCGGAUUACGCGAAGACUCUACCGAGGCAUUUCUAUUCGCAGUCGGAGCAUCUGAUAAAACCUAUCUUGAAUAAUUUUACGCACCAACAUUACAGAGUUCGGCUCGCCGCUGUUAAAGCGAUAGGUGAUGUUAUCCAAUAUGGGAAUAGCAAAUCGAUGGAAGAAGUGGCAACUCCUUUGGCGCAGAGACUCUUUGAUCAAAGCGGAAUUGUCAGGGAAGCUGUAAUUGAGGUGUCUGGCUACUGGUUGACACAUCUACCUGACAGAUAUGGUUGGUGGCACAAGCUUCUUCCAUUGAUUUUGACAGGAUUGCAUGAUGAACUCGAGGAGGUUCGUGUGAAAGCAGCAAACUUGUGGGAUGCUGCUGGAAAAUUGUACAUGGAAGAGAACGAAAAUGACAAAAAGUUGAAAGAUAAGAUGGAUUUUCUUACAGAAGAUCCAGAACAUUAUCCUCCGGAAAUUUCUAGACCAAAUUUAGGAUGCCGUGUGAUUGCACAGCAGAAUUUAUGUAAGCUAAUUAAUGGCAUUAGUGUCGAACUUGGAGAUUGGUUGCCAGAUAUACGUGUACGCUCUGCGCAAUUACUUUGCGUAUUGAUAUUAAACGUCGAAGAGGAAGUUACGCAAUAUAUUGAAAAGCUCUUGCCACCUAUGUAUCGUGCUUGCAAUGACGAAGAUAAAAGAGUUGUGGGAUGUGUGGAAACCGCUGCGCGAUAUUUGGGCUACUUUGUAGAACCUAAGAUUUAUUGCCAUUUGGUGCUUCCCACUCUGGAAGAAUGUUUAACAGCUGGACACCUGCGUGUCUUCGCAGCGAUUAUCAGCGGCAGCGAACGGAGAGCUCUCUCGUUAGAGCUGGACAGAAUUUCGAAUUUCUUGCAGCAACCAUAUGUUUGCCAAAGCAGAAAGAGCAAAUACCAAUGUCAAAUACUAUCUUGCUGCGAUUCCCUUCUCGCAGUUUGUAAACAGGACUGCGUGACGAUUACUCAAGAAUUAUUCACCGUAAUAUUCACCGUGUAUGCAAUGAGCGUAGAAUCUUUCAUUCGCGAGGAAGCGGACAGACUCUUGGAAGUGCUUAUCGACAUAAAUUCACUAAAGGAUAACGAGGAUCUUUUUCGCAAACACGUAAAACCAUUGUUAACAUCGAUUCACGACGAGUGUACCUCGUGGUCAAUUUACAGUGCGGAGUCGCAAAUUUUUUACGCUUGUCUAAAUCGCGCUGGACUUGCCGUAGCAUAUAGUAUGGACCUCGCAUUAUCUAUUCUCAAGAAAACCAUGAGCAAGGAGGCCGAUCCAGAGUUGAAGCUGCGACACUUUAUUCUGCUUUCGGAGUACUUUCUUAACAAUCAGACUUUACAUCAACAUAUCGAAGAUCCGCAUAAAUUCGUGAACACGAUUAUCGAGGAAUUGGUUGUGCCUGGACUCAUCUGGAGUGCUGGCAGAGCGGCUGAAGCUAUUCGUACAUCCGCGGUUUGCUGUCUCUGUGCCAUCCUGGAGAACAAGAUAAUUAAUUCUGGCGAGAAAGUCGACGAUUCACUUGCAAAUGAAAAAUCCAGAAUUUGUAUUACAGUAGACGAGUUUUCGUCUAUUUUCGACAAAGUCGUGCCCAUUUUGGUCAGUCUGGUGGAUGAUAAAGCAAAGAAAACUAGAUUAUAUUCCAUGCGCGCCAUUUGUUUAUUAAUAACAGUUGGUCAGGGACUAUCUUGUCUAAACGACGAACAUAUCCACCGUAUAUAUCCAGUAAUAUUGAAAAGACUCGACGAUGGUUGCGAUGACAUUCGCUAUGCCGCUGUGGAAGCACUUGUUGACAUAUGGAGCACUGCAUCUGAAGAUUAUGAUACGAUCGGUAGCAGAAGUCAUAUCGAUACUCUGUAUACGACAAUGAUUAUUCAUUUAGACGAUCCAGAGUCUCGUUUCCAAGAGAUAAUGCUAGAUGCUUUAAAGCGGGUUGCAAAAAUUUAUCCUGAGUUAUUGCAUCAAAAAUUGCAUAAUUGCCAGCCAAAUUUUAGAAAUAAAACAGGAAUAGAUGUACUUUUGGAAUAUUGUCAAAAUAUAUUACAAAAAGCUUAAACUCACUUCAAAAGACAUACAACAGAUAUUUUGUAAUCUUGAAGAUAAACGAGAUAAGUUCUAGUAUAAUAUAAUAUAGAUUAAAAAAAGUUAGAUAUAAAUUAGGCAUAAACUUUUUCAUUAAUAUCUCGUGUUAAAUAUAUUGAACUUAUAAUAUAAUUGUCAUAAUUUUACAAAAAAAGAGUAUAGCAAUUUAAAAAAUCAACUUUUUAUAUUUAUACAAAAUGUAAUAAAAAAAGAAAUAAUUCAGUUUAUUUUAUCAAAAUUAGAAUAAAAUAAAAAAUCCAAUAAGAGUAAGAUUAAAAAAGGUUUGACGUUGAAUGAUUAUGAAUGUAAUUGAUGU